Lagopus muta (rock ptarmigan) is the source of this 4367-nucleotide messenger RNA. It is a transcript of the gene FHAD1, whose product is annotated as forkhead associated phosphopeptide binding domain 1. The transcript is spliced from 29 exons. The coding region runs from base 559 to 4356 and encodes 1265 amino acids. Lineage: Eukaryota; Metazoa; Chordata; Aves; Galliformes; Phasianidae. Gene Ontology annotation, molecular function: protein binding. The record is from RefSeq and is a predicted model, not a curated record.
CCAUCAUAUCGGCAUUCAAACCUACUCACAGCACCCCAGGCUUCGAUCUCCAUUUAAUUAAACCCCAUUAAUCCCCUCUCCACAGCGGAGGAAGCCCCGCAAGCUAAAGGGCCCUCAUGGGCCACAUGGUGUAACCCACUGCAGGAGGUGAAAAGCAAGAGAAAAAGCAAAAGAUAUAUACAUGUAUAUACUGUGACAUGCUCAAACCAGGUAGGCUGCACGACAAACUGUGUUUCAAUACGGGGAGAAGCGAUGUCCUUGGAGAAACAAGGAGCUGCAAUGACACAGAGCUGUGUUGUGCCUGUUGCUUGGAUAAAGGGCAAAAAAAAAACCAACAAAAAAACUGAGCAAAACAAACACAAGAAGGAAAGCGGCCGGGUUUUGGUGUCACAGAGGUUUCCCUGGCUACCGUGGGUGCAGGGAGGAGCAAAGGGAGGCUCUGUCAAUAACGUUAUGGCUUUUAUUGCAGGAAGAGUGGUGCGAGGUGUGCUGGAGGUGUUUGCAGUUAUGGGGGGUUGCUAACUAAGUAGGAUUUAUUUUGCUUUGGUCUUCGAGGCCAUGAGAGCAUUCCUGAGGAGCUCGGAGGAGUGUUUUCAACUCAAACAGCAAAGAACCACGAUAGGGAAACACGAAGGGUCAGACAUCAUCCUGAAGUCUGCAGGGGCAGGGGAGCACCACGCAGCCCUCGAGUUCACCGGGUGGGAGAGUGGAUUCGUCCUGCAGGACCUCAAUUCCCCACAGGGCACCUUUGUGAAUGGCUGCCAGGUGCAGAACGCGGCCGUGCACGUGAGACCAGGAGACAUCCUGCGCUUCGGAGCUCAGGGAGCAUCCUUUGAGCUGGUGGUGGAUGGAGUCCCCCAGAAACCCUCCUACCCAUUGGCACAGCGUUGCACGUCAUGGGCUGGACAGGAGGCUGCAGAGCCCCAGCAUGGUGCCCAGCUCCCCUCGCUGCAAUCCCAGCGUGGCUCCAGCACCUGGGUUGGCCCCACACCCCAUCCACCACUCCGCAAGCGACCCGUAAGUGCGUGGACCAGGAGUGCAACCAUAACCAUCCCAAUGGAUGCGCUCAACCAGCUGCCUGCAGAGAGGCCAGCCUGGACCACCAACUCAAGCAGCAGUGGGAUGGGAGACCCUUUCCUGGGGAUUCACAGCAUGGAUUGCUCCCUGCAAGAAAAGGAUGAAAAGCUGCUGAGCCUGGAAAAGGAAAUGGGCUGUCUGUCUGCUUUUGAAGCAGAAUCAAAGCAGAAGGAUACGGUGAUAAGGGACCUUCAGGGGGAACUGGCAUCGAUGGCCAAGAGCAUGGCUGCUGUGAGAAAUGACGUGGAGCUGACCCAGAGGCUUCUAACCUUUGAGGGAGAAAUCAGGGCCAAAACAGAAGAGAUCAAAGCCUUAAAGGAGCAGAUCAGCAACCUGCAGAAGGGCUCGAGUGAAGUUUAUAGCCAUUCCCUUCAGGAAAGAGACCUGGAGAUGAGAAGCCUGAGAAGAGAAAGUGAGAAGCUAAAGAGGGAUCACGCUUUGACCACAGGCCUCGUGACCAGCCUGCAAAGGGAGAUUGCUGUGAAAGAACAGAAAAUUCAGCAGCUCAAGCAGGAGGUGGAAAAAACAAAAAAGGCAAACAGAGAAAAGGACAACCAGCUGGCAGCUGUGUCUGCCAAGUGCUCUAGAAUUAAAGAGGAAAUGAAGCGUGAACUUGGAGAGAGGGAAAUGGCUGCCUACCAAAAACGCAUUGGAGAGCUGGAAUGUGAGCUGAAGGGAUUGCAGGAAGAGGUUCAGAAGUACCACAGCGAGCAGAAAGCCAUCCAAACACAGCUGGCAGAAAAAGUCAAGGUGGAAGAGGAGCUGAAAAGCGCCUGCAAAAGGAAAUCCCUGCAGCUGCAGGAGAUGGGGCGCAGGGAGAGGCUGCUGAAAUCUGAUGUGGAUUGGGCCCAAGGGCAGCUAGAGUCUUUCAAAAGCCAAGUGAUGCGAGUGUGCAGCCCACAAGCAGCAGGAGAGGCAGGGAAGGCCAUCACAGUGCAGCAGGUAGUCAAGAAGGUCCAGCAUAUCUGGGAGGAACACCAACAAAGUCAGGCACGAGAGAAGUGCCUCCAGGAGGAAAUAAGUUCCAAGCUCUCAAAGGAAAAGGAGAUGACUGAAAAUGUGGAGGUGUUCAAAAAAUCACUGCGUGAGCUCCAGGUAUUCCUGAGGGCCUCAUUCUGCAGCAGCAGCUUGAGGAGUGAGCUCAGCAAGCUGGAGGCUGUGCUUGUGGACCCAUUGGUGUUGGACAUACAUGCAGCAGUGGUGGAAAUCACACACGUGGUCCUGUCCUGGCUGCAGGAAGCAGAACUGCUGCUGGCAAACACGGGGCUGGAGCUGCCCACCUCCAAGAAAGGAUUGACAGCUUGUCUCAAGAGGUUGUUGGAAAAGUAUCAGGAAACUGAACGAAGGAAUGAAAUGUUGCAGGCCCAAUUAGAGGAGGUCCAGGAGUCACGGGAUGCUCUGCUGCAGGAGCACCUGGAAGAGCUGAAAGCAAAACAUGAGCAAGACCUACAGAUAAAAAUUAAUGAGAUUAUAUUGGAAAAGGAGGAGGAGAAGGCAAAGAUUCUGGAGAGCACUGUUCUGAAGGAGAAGGAGAAGCAUAAGCAAUGCUUGGAUGAAGAAAAGAAGAGGAUCCAGGAGUUGGAGAGCCACCUGAGAAGUAUGGCUGAGAUAAUUGAAGGGAAGUCCAAAGAGCAGGAGGUGACGGAUCUCAAACUGCAAGAAGCUGUGCAUGACCUAGAGGAAACCACAACGCGAGAGAUGAUGCUAAAGCAGCAGGUACUCAUGCAAGACGAGCAGCUCAAGAUCCUCCAGGAUGAGAGAGAGGUACUGAAAUGGAAAAUGCAGGAAGAAAUAGCAGAAUAUAAAGAGCAAAUUAAGCAACACUCUCGGACAAUUGUUGCGUUAGAAGACAGAUUGCUGGAGGCCGAGCAGCAGCAAAAGGCACUAAAGGAGGAAAACGUUGUGCUCGUGGAAAAAAUAAAAGGACUUCAGGAUGAUGCCUGCAGGUCUACACCAGGAGCUUCCCAGGAGGCCAGAGAGUCUCAUUGCUGUGGUCUAGAAGAGCUGGCUGCCAUGCAGAGCUUACUCCAGGCCAAAGAGGCUGCCAUUGUGGGAUUAACAAAGGAGCUCUCAGAAACCAGGGCCAGGAUGUCAGACAUGAGAGGAGAGCUCAGUGAGAAGCAGAAGGCAGAGCUGGAGCAGAGCCUGCACCGCGUGAAAAGCCAGGAGCGUGAGCUGGGCAUGCUCAGGGGGAAGCUGUUGAAGAUGUCAGACCUCGUGGCGAAGAAGGAUCGAGAGCUUCAAGCAGCAGCUGCAGAGUUAAGGGAAGCCCAAGAGGACUGCAAAGCACUCAAGGAUGCAUCUCGACGAAUGGCAGAAGAGCUGGAGAUGCUUCCACAGGCGAAGGCUAUUCCUGCCACACCAGAGGAAUCCUCUGAGCAGGAGCUGGCAUUGGACCUGGCCAACCUGGGUGUGAGAUGCAGAGGCCUCAGGCACGAGGAGACGAUCCAACGGCAAAAAGAAGGCUUGGCGGAGCUCCGGGAGAGGAUCAAGGUGCUGGAGAAGACACAGGCUGCUGCUGUCGUGGGCAGGGCCAGCGAGCUGCUCGUGGUGCAGAAGGCAGCCCUACCAGAGAAGGUCUCCCAGAAAGCAGGACUCAAGGUGGAACCAACUCCACUGCCAGGUGCAGAAUUCAAGUGCAGCAAGUGUCUGGGCCAACUUCCUGAUGGGAGCUCAUGUGGGGCCGUGAGCAUGGAAGGGUUGGAGGACUCAGAGCUCAGCGAGAGGAUGUACCUUGACUUAAUCUGUGCUCUGGGAAGGCUGAUGAAUAUGAAGGAGCUGGAAGGAAUGCAGCCCAUGGAGCAUCUUCCCCAGGAAGAAAGGGAAAAAGUGGGGCAGCAGAGACGGAGGGAACUGGGGCUGUUGUAUGAGAGGAUCAGCAAGCUGAAGGAUCGCCUGGAAAGGAAGGAGGAAAGGCUCCAAGAGUGUGAGACCAGCAUCGAGCAGCUCAGGCUGAACCAAGAGUCCCUGCAAACAUGCCAGGAAGAGAUGCUGAGACUGGAAGAUGAAGUCUACAGAGAAGCAGAAGAGAAAGCUCUGCUGAGAGAGGCUCUGGAGAGGACGAGGGCAGAGCUGGGCCAGGAGAAGAGGUUGAAAAAGGCAGCACGGCAGCGCAAGAGCCUUGCAGAGAAUGGGGAGAAGAGAAAGGAAAAGGAGCUGCCCAACCGUGCUCACUCUUCCAAAGAACGUGGAGGGAAGCCCAGAGCCCAGCAGCCAUCCCUCUUGGUGAAGUCAAGGGAGCGUGUGGUGGGAGAGCUCGAGGUGAUGGGCAGCCCAUAGGAGCAGCACCA